Messenger RNA from Protopolystoma xenopodis, 261 nucleotides. The record is from the annotation of a GenBank genome assembly. Lineage: Eukaryota; Metazoa; Platyhelminthes; Monogenea; Polystomatidea; Polystomatidae.
AUGGAUUGGGCCCCGAGAGGUGGAACUCGGAGCCAAUCUUGUUUGGGACUCUUCAACUCGGCUCGUUGCUGUGACGAGGCCAGAUGCCGCCCGACAGGUGGCGUAAACGCGGAUGGUGGGUUGCGGAUCGUGGGUCAAUGGUCGCCAGGUUCAGUCCCGUCACUUCAAUUUGGACUGUCCGAGCUGACCUCGGGCCCAGAGUCGGUGUUGCUCAGUUUCCCUCGAAAGCCCAAAAGUGUCCGAGUAGGCGAUCUUCCAUAA